CUACCUGGAUGGAAACCAGUUCACUCAGGUCCCAGGGCAGCUCUCCACCUUCAAGUACCUGCAGCUUGUCGAUCUGAGCAACAACAGGAUCAGCUCCCUGAGCAACUCCUCCUUCACCAACAUGAGCCAGCUCACCACCCUGAUCCUCAGCUACAACUCCCUGCAGUGCAUCCCUCCGCUGGCCUUCGAGGGCCUCCGCUCCCUCCGGCUGCUGUCCCUCCACGGCAAUGACAUCUCCAGCCUCCCCGAGGGCAUCUUUGCAGAUGUUACCUCCCUGUCCCACUUAGCCAUCGGGGCUAACCCCCUGUACUGCAGCUGCAACCUGCGCUGGCUCUCCAGCUGGGUCAAGACGGGGUACAAGGAGCCAGGCAUCGCCCGCUGCGCUGGGCCCCCCGACAUGGAAGGCAAGCUGCUGCUCACCACCCCUGCCAAGAAGUUCGAGUGCCAAGGCCCACCCGCCCUGAGCGUUCAGGCCAAGUGCAACCCCUGCCUCUCCAGCCCCUGCCAGAACCAGGGCACCUGCCACAAUGACCCCCUCGGCUCCUACCGCUGUGCCUGCCCCAGUGGCUACAAGGGACCCUGGGCCUGCGAGGGGACACUCAGUGGCUGCUCCUCCAACCCCUGCGCCAACGGGGGGACCUGCCAGCCUCAGAUGGGGGAAGGAGCUGGUUUCAGGUGA
Molecule: messenger RNA, 679 nt
Organism: Leptosomus discolor (cuckoo roller)
Lineage: Eukaryota; Metazoa; Chordata; Aves; Leptosomiformes; Leptosomidae
Source: RefSeq, a predicted model, not a curated record